AUGUCACAGAGGGAGUAUCACAUUGUUGUUCUGGGAUCAGUAGGCGGGGUUGGCAAAAGCUGUCUCACCGCGCAAUUUGUGCAGAACGUGUGGAUCGAGAGCUAUGAUCCGACAAUCGAGGACUCGUACCGCAAGCUCAUGGAGGUGGACGGCCGGCAGGUCGUCCUCGAGAUAUUGGACACUGCAGGCACAGAGCAAUUCACCGCCAUGAGAGAGCUCUACAUGAAGUCCGGCCAAGGCUUCCUCCUAGUCUUCAGCAUAACCUCCAUGUCCUCCCUCCACGAGCUCGCCGAGCUACGCGACCAGAUCAUCCGCAUCAAAGACGACCCGCGGGUCCCCCUCGUCUUGGUAGGAAACAAGUCCGAUCUAGAAGAAGAUCGGGCAGUGUCGCGUGCGCGUGCCUUCGCCGUGUCGCAGGGUUGGGGAAGUCCAUACUACGAGACGAGCGCCCGACGGAGGGCGAAUGUGGAUGAGGUGUUUAAGGAUCUGUGCAGGCAGAUUAUUAGGAGAGAUGUCGAGCUGUCGCGGGCGACGGACUCGGACCCGAGGGAGGGGAGGAGGAGGAGAGAUACCCAGGACAGGAACAGGAGGAGGAGGAGCAAUCGGUCGAGGGAGCAUCGGUGUGUUAUAUUGUAG
Molecule: messenger RNA, 636 nt
Organism: Coniosporium apollinis CBS 100218
Lineage: Eukaryota; Fungi; Ascomycota; Dothideomycetes
Exons: 6
Coding region: 1-636 (211 amino acids)
Biological process (GO): signal transduction
Cellular component (GO): plasma membrane
Molecular function (GO): GTPase activity; GDP binding; GTP binding
Source: RefSeq, a predicted model, not a curated record